This is a messenger RNA of Corticium candelabrum, 2412 nucleotides long. RefSeq names its product proprotein convertase subtilisin/kexin type 4-like. The record is from RefSeq and is a predicted model, not a curated record. The transcript is spliced from 10 exons. Gene Ontology annotation, biological process: peptide hormone processing. Bases 7 to 2181 code for a protein of 724 amino acids. Gene Ontology annotation, molecular function: serine-type endopeptidase activity. Gene Ontology annotation, cellular component: membrane; neuron projection. NCBI's taxonomy places the organism in Eukaryota, Metazoa, Porifera, Homoscleromorpha, Homosclerophorida, Plakinidae.
UCUACAAUGUUCCUACAAAUAGUUUUCUCGUUCUCCGGUAUUUUAGCAGCGGUACCGCUGUACACCAACGACUGGGCAGUGGAAGUUUCUCAUCCGGGGGUGAACCCCAACAUGGUCGCCGCAAGACACGGGCACGACAACCUGGGAAGAGUAAGAAAACGGUGCAACGUUCGUUCCCUCCAGGGCGUUGAAUGUAUUUUGCGGCAGGUUGGGUCGAUGGAUAAUAUAUACCAUUUCCGCCAUCCCAGCGUACUGAAACAGUCAACCGGGAAUGCUCACUAUCACACAGCAAGAUUGCAAGCGGAUAGUGAGGUACGAUGGGCAGAGCAGCAGAGAGUGAAGACACGCGUAAAACGAAAGUUCAGAACACCGACAGACCCGCUCUGGGGAGACGAGUGGUACUUGAACUCUGGAAUGGACCACAACGUUCUUCCUGUCUGGAAGCAAGGAGUGACCGGCAAGGGAGUCGUCCUGUCAGUUGUGGAUGACGGCAUUCAGUACAGUCAUCCUGACCUUUUCAAAAACUACGACCCGAUUGCCAGUAGUACAAACAGCAUGCUAGACGUUCAGUCUUACACCAGCGAGUACGUCAUUGCUUGUGUCUUCUCCAAUCUCCUAUGUAUAGCAAAAAUCGAAAUUAUGCGUUUCAGUCAUGGUACUGCGUGUGCGGGCGAAAUAAGCGCCGGAAGGAACAGCAGAUGCGGCGUGGGCGUGGCGUACGAGGCACGUGUAGGGGGUAUUCAAGUGCUGGAACAGCACGAUGUAAGCCACCUUGCUAGUAUAAACGAGGCUGCGGCACUCAGCUUUCGAUCGCAAUACAUUGACAUCUACACUAGCAGCUGGGGUCCAGCCGACGACGGCAAGACCGUCGAUGGACCAACAUGGGCAACAAGAAAGGGGAUAGAAAAUGGCAUUCUAAAGGGACGAUAUGGACUUGGAUCCAUAUAUGUAUGGGCUGCUGGCAAUGGUGGUUAUGUCGACGAUGACUGCAAUUGUGACAACUAUGCUGGUAGUAUCCACACCAUCUCAGUCAGUGCGGCUACCAAUCUCGGCAAGCAUGCAUGGUACUCAGAGAAAUGUACAUCGACACUCACAACUGCCUUUAGCAAUGGAGGAACGAAAGGAGUCAUCACUACGAGUCUGAAUGGCAGCUGUACGAGUGACUUUGGUGGCACGUCGGCUGCAGCGCCCCUUGUAGCUGGCAUCAUUGCUCUUUCACUGCAAGUCAACCCUCGAUUAAACUGGCGAGAUGUACAGCAUGUCAUUGUCCGAGCAUCGAGGGUCAUCGAUCAAUCGGAUUCUCUGUGGGUAACGAAUGGUGCAGGUUUCCAUGUGAACCCAAAAUAUGGAUUCGGAAUUCUGGAUGCACAGAAAGCAGUCGAGCUGGCAAAACAAUGGACAUCGGUUCCAGACCAACAUAUUUGUUAUGCUCGGUCUUACACACACCCAAGAAAUGUAACCGAGAAUGGUCUCGUGUUAACAAUGACAACUGAUGGUUGUUGCCAUGGCAACAAUGAUGUUAUAUACCUCGAGCAUGUUGUUUCACGUAUCGACCUUCAGAGUACAUAUCGGGGCGACCUCUCUAUUCACCUCGUCUCCCCAAAAGGAACACAUUCCCAGUUGCUACAUCCUCGGCCGGCAGAUACAGAAGGAGGCAGGUUUUCCAACUGGCCGUUCAUGUCCACCCACUACUGGGGAGAAAACCCGAUGGGCACGUGGAAGCUCGAAGUCAAAAAACAUGAGUCACAAACAGACGCAAAGCUAAACGAUUGGGUACUACUCCUGUAUGGAACCAAAUACCCACCAGUGAUGCAGUCAAACCAAUCGAAAAAUGAUGAUAACCAAUCAAACAAGUCAACGAUUUCAAUGGCUGGAGCAGACAAGGACACGUACGUUCGUCUGCAGGCAAUUCAUCCACGAAACAGGAAACGUUUACCCACAUUGGAUAAUCAGACUCCAACCGAAGCAGCAGUGGUUCAACCGACGGUCCAUCACCCAGCAGCAAUAGCCCUGCUCGCAAUCGCUACAACUGUUGUUACUCUACUAAUCGUUUGUCUCACGGUCGUUUUGUGUAAACGCCGAGAAGCGGAGUCAACGAUGGACCCAAACAAGAAGGAAGAUCGCUUUCAGUUUGAGUCAUCGCAACUCCAAUUUGAGGAGGAAACUUUAAUGUCUGAUUAAUAUUUCAAUAGGUUACUGUUCUAUAGCUGAUGGGUAGGAUUAGUUCGUUACCUUAUAUUGUAGUGAGAUGCAAGCUGAGUGUAAAACGACUCAAAUUGUAAACAUGUGCUACGCACUUCUAGUUCUGGAAGUUGUUGCUCUCUCUAAAGCAGUGUCAAGAUUGUAGAGAUCUAACAUUUCAGUACAUACAACUUCAAUGGACUUCAUGUCACACGAACUGCACAACACCUU